Paramecium tetraurelia is the source of this 993-nucleotide messenger RNA. RefSeq lists its product as uncharacterized. Gene Ontology annotation, cellular component: lysosome. The record is from RefSeq and is a predicted model, not a curated record. NCBI's taxonomy places the organism in Eukaryota, Ciliophora, Oligohymenophorea, Peniculida, Parameciidae. The transcript has 2 exons. Gene Ontology annotation, molecular function: cysteine-type endopeptidase activity.
AUGUCCAAAACAUUAUUAGCAUUAGGCACAAUCGCCCUUCUUGGAACAAUCAUGAUGGUGAACCAACCAGAAUAACUUGACUUCGCCUCAAAAUAUCAAACAUUCAAAUAGAAAUACGGAAAGGCAUACUCAUAAGCUGAAGAUGCCUACAGAAUGGCUGUCUACACAUAAAACGUCUUAUAUGCUGAAUCAGUCAACUUGUAAUAAGGAAAGAGAGUCUUCGGUGAAACCAUCUUCUUCGAUUUAACAAAGGAAGAAUUCGCUGAAACUUAUUUGACCCUUAAGAUCACAUAAGAUGACUUGAAUGUCGAAAGAGUCCCAGCCAAGAAUAUCUCAGCUGCUGACAAAAUCGAUUGGACAUAAAAAGGAGCAGUCACCAAAGUUAAAGACCAAGGAUAAUGUGGUUCAUGCUGGACAUUCGGUACCACCGGAGUUUUGGAAGGUUUCUUCUUCACAACCACUGGUGAAUUACCUAACUUAUCUGAAUAAUAAUUGUUGGAUUGCUCAACCUUCUAAGAUUUCAACCUUGGAUGCAAUGGUGGUCUUCCAGCAAGAGCAUUACAAUAUGUCAAGAGAAGUGGUAUCACAACUCAAGAUGCUUACGAAUAUAAAGGAGUUUAAGGGUCAUGCAAAAUCAAGGGAGGUGCUUAUCACAUUAAGGGAUCCGUCGCCUUAGAACCAACAGAAGAAGCUUUGAUCUCAUAUCUUAAUGAAGGACCAGUCUCAGUUGGAGUUGAUGCCAGCAACUGGUAAUACUAUAACCCAUCCGACGAAAAAGUCUUCAGCACAUGCGAAAAAAGCUUAAACCACGCAGUCUUGGCUGUUGGUUAUGACAAAGACUCAUUCAAGGUCAAGAACUCUUGGGGAACAGCUUGGGGAGACAAGGGUUUCAUCCACUUAAAGAGAGGUUAAAACACUUGCGGAAUUUACGAUACUAACGUUGUUCCUGUUUGAAGAAAUUCAUAAUUUAUAUUUCACAAAGAUAAUUUAUCC